UGAUAUCACUCGUAGGCUUCUCUUCCCUCGGCGAAGUGGCUUCGGAAAAGGCGUGCCACUCGAAGCGGGUGUCGUGUGCGAGAAGUGGCGCUUCGGAUUUCCCGGUGUUCCUUUUUCUGGUGGUGGUGUGUGGUGUAGUGUGCGACGUUACCAGCUGGUGCAGUGUGUGAUAGUGUUGUUCUUCAUGGGCGUGAGAUCGUGGAUGCUUUAGGAAUAAUCGACGAGCGCACUGUGACGCAAACGAGGCAGAAUGGUUUACCACUGGCAGAGCCACCAGUACCGUACGAGCGGGGUGGACGACAUGGUGCUCCUCACCAAGAUCACCGAGGAGUCCAUCGUCGAAAACCUUCGCAAGAGAUACAUGGAAGACCAGAUAUUUACCUACAUCGGCCCCGUACUGGUAUCUGUGAACCCUUUCAAGCAAUUGUCCUACUUCACCAACAAGCAAGUAGAACAGUACCAGGGAGCGGCUUCCUACGAAAACCCUCCUCACAUCUACGCUUUGGCGGACAACAUGUAUCGCAACAUGCUGAUCGACAGUGAAGGCCAAUGCGUCAUCAUUUCUGGUGAAAGUGGAGCUGGCAAGACGGUUGCCGCAAAAUACAUCAUGUCCUACAUCGCCCAAGUGUCAGGUGGCGGUCCUCGAGUUCAGCAUGUCAAGGACGUUAUCCUGGAGUCAAACACCAUCCUCGAAGCCUUCGGGAAUGCAAAGACGGUGCGAAACAACAAUUCUUCUCGAUUCGGUAAAUACGUCGAAAUCCAGUUCAGCAAAGGAGGCAUACCCGAAGGAGGACGCAUAUCGAAUUUUCUCCUUGAGAAAUCCAGGGUGGUUGGUCAGAACGCGCAUGAGCGGAAUUUCCACAUCUUUUACCAGCUGUGCUACGGAGCUACUCCGGAAAUGCAGAAAACUUUGGGCAUCAGUACCCCUGACUACUUUACGUACCUCAACCAGACGGGCGUCUACAAGGUGGACGGCACCAACGAUGCUCACGAAUUUCAAGAAACACUCAAAGCUAUGACGAUCAUGGGUCUGAGUGAGGAAGAGCAGACCAACUUUCUCCAAGUCGUCAUGGGCGUCCUUCACAUGGGCAUGGUGACGUUUGUGGAGAAAAACAACUACGCCGUCGUGGAUGAUGACCAGUACCUGCAAUUCCCAGCAUACCUGCUGGGUCUGGAAGCCGAUCAGCUGAAGACGAAGAUGACGAGUCGUGUGAUGGACUCUAAGUGGGGAUCCCGGUCAGAAACCAUCGAAGUCCAGCAGAACGUGGAGCAGGCCACGUACAUCCGCGACGCCUGGGCCAAGGCACUCUACGCUCGCAUCUUCGACCGGUUCGUCGAGAUUAUCAAUAAUGCGAUGCAAACAGAUGUUGGAGACCUUAGCAUCGGCAUUUUGGACAUCUAUGGGUUCGAGAUCUUCCAGAACAACGGCUUCGAGCAGUUCUGCAUCAAUUACGUGAACGAGAAACUACAGCAGAUCUUCAUAGAGUUAACUUUAAAGGCGGAGCAGGAAGAAUAUGUUCAGGAGGGUAUUCAGUGGACACCCAUCAGUUACUUCAACAACAAGAUUGUUUGCGACUUAAUCGAAAGCAAAUCACCGCCAGGAAUUAUGUCAGUCCUGGAUGAUGUCUGCGCCACAAUGCAUGCGACUGGAGAAGGUGUAGACGCCCAGCUCUGCAAGAAACUCAGUGCACAAGUCGGAACAAACAAGCACUUCCAAGGCAUCACCACUGGUUUUGCUAUCCACCACUAUGCUGGAAAGGUGAACUAUGAAGCAGCCGGAAUGUGCGAGAAGAACAGGGAUGUGCUCUUUAACGAUAUUAUAGAAGUCAUGCAAACUAGUAACAAUCCUUUCAUUGUAAGCUUGUUCCCCGAAAACGUGACAGGAACCGUCAAAGGUAGACCCACAACAGCAGUGUCAAAAAUUAAGAGCCAAGCAAACAAGUUGGUUGAGGCUCUGACUAAGUGCACCCCCCACUAUAUUCGCUGUAUUAAACCAAACGAAACAAAAAAGUCACACGACUGGGAGGAAGACAGAGUAAAGCAUCAAGUGGAAUACCUUGGCCUGAAAGAAAACGUGAGGGUUAGAAGGGCAGGAUUCGCCUACAGGCGAGCCUUUGACAAAUUUCUGCACAGGUACGCUGUCCUAACGAAAGAAACAUUCCCACGUUGGACGGGCCAUCCAGAGAAAGGCAUUUUACAUAUACUGAAGAGCGUGCACAUGGACUCGGAUCAGUAUCAGCUCGGAAAGACAAAAGUGUUUGUCAAGGCUCCAGAGUCUCUUUUCCUCCUCGAAGAAAUGAGAGAAAGGCGGUACGACCAGCAUGCACGUGUCAUUCAAAAGGCGUUCAGAAAAUACUUUGCAAGAAGACAGUACAUGAGGCUCAAACAACAGGCUGCCGACAUCCUGUGUGGAAAGAAAGAACGGCGCAGGUUCAGCGUGAACAGGAACUUCCUCGGCGAUUACAUAGGUAUGGAAAAUCGACCAGAGCUGAGAGUGCUCGUGGGAAAGCGAGAGAAAAUUGAGUUCUCGGAGACCAUCAACAAGUAUGACAGACGCUUCAAGUCGGUAAAACGUGACCUCAUCGUGACAUCGAAGGCCUUGUUUCUGAUUGGCCGUGAGAAGAUAAAGAAGGGAGCUGACAAGGGCCUCAUUAAAGAAGUUGUGAAGAGGAAGAUUGACCUUGAGAAUAUCAUGCAGAUCACAGUCAGCACCCGGCAAGAUGACUUUUUUGUGCUUCACGUGAAAAAUGACUACGAUAGCUUCUUAGAAUCUGUCUUCAAGACUGAGCUCUUCCUCGUCCUUAACAAGUUGCUGCAGGAGAAAUCUGGGCGUGCCCUCAACCUUGUCUUCUCGGACAGACUGGAGUUCAAGGUGAAGAAGGAAGGCAUGUUUGGUGGUGGAGCAACGAAAGUUGUGAACAUAGCAAAUGGACAAAGCGAUCAGGCAAUGUUGAAGACACUGGGCGGUGCAUUGACAGUUUUCAUUGGUCCUGGCCUGCCCAAGAGCACAAAGCCCAGUGCACGUGCUGUUACAAACAGGAAUCCCGCAAGCAGGGGACACACACCUGUAAGAACUGCACCGUCAGCAGUGAGUGCCGCAGGCGGGAAGAGGUAUCAGGACCAUACUGCGGAACAGGCAAAGACUACCCCUUCUAAUGCCCAGAAAACACUGGCUAAUGUCCUCGCAUCCAGAGUGUCUGCAGCAGCAAGUGGACCUACACGCCGAGCGCCCAUCCUGCCACAAAUGACUGAAACCGAGCGGGUAAAACGCUCAUCACUGAACAGAAAAACGGAGCAUGCUUCAUCAACGGACUACAUGAGAACGCCGGAAGCUGGUGUCUCCGGGGAACAACGGCGCUGUUCUAGGAAGGUGAAACCAACACCAGGAGCUGGAAAACCCAAACCUGCAACACGUCAGAAACCAGUAUAUCCAAAGUGUAAAGCGAUAUAUUCCUACGAACCACAAGACACGGACGAACUGGCACUGUCCGAGGGAGACAUUUUAGAAAUCGUCAAAGAAGAUGCAUCAGGCUGGUGGCUAGGGAAGCUGCGUGGCAAAGAAGGACUUUUUCCUUCAAACUACGUGGAACGAGUUUAGAAGGAUCCAGUGUUCCUUUGUGAUCAAACUGCGCAACAAAUGAGUUUCUUGAUCUCUCUAAGUUUGUGCCUUAAGACUAACAUUUUGUGAUACUUUGUACAUACAUUUCUCUUCUUUCAGUGUUUUAAAAAGCAAUGUUGCACUCAAAAUGAACAAAAAUUUAAAAAGAAACAACGGGCAAUCAUCAGGAGUCUUCUUCGUCAGAGAGAAGGCAACUGGUUUGUAGAGGCUGCUGCCCCCUAAUGAAGCACAGUGCUAGGGCGCAACAUUCCUUACCAGUGUGUCUUAUCGCAACUUUUAUUUGUGCUUAAAAUAAAUUAUGUUUCCACAGCA
This is a messenger RNA of Ornithodoros turicata, 3931 nucleotides long. RefSeq names its product unconventional myosin-Ie-like. The record is from RefSeq and is a predicted model, not a curated record. The transcript has 29 exons. Gene Ontology annotation, cellular component: cytoplasm; vesicle; myosin complex. NCBI's taxonomy places the organism in Eukaryota, Metazoa, Arthropoda, Arachnida, Ixodida, Argasidae. Gene Ontology annotation, molecular function: actin filament binding; microfilament motor activity; ATP binding. The coding region runs from base 251 to 3598 and encodes 1115 amino acids. Gene Ontology annotation, biological process: actin filament organization; vesicle transport along actin filament.